Menidia menidia (Atlantic silverside) is the source of this 282-nucleotide messenger RNA. NCBI's taxonomy places the organism in Eukaryota, Metazoa, Chordata, Actinopteri, Atheriniformes, Atherinopsidae. The record is from the annotation of a GenBank genome assembly.
AUGUGCUCCUCGCGGGCGAAUCGGACGCCGCUCUUCAUUCAGGAAGUGAUUUCAUUACCUUUUGAAAAGUUUCCAGCCGUCAUGGAAAAGCGGAAUAGGCAACUGACUCCAGCUGAAGAUGCUCUGGAGCAUAUUGUUGCUUGCAGAGACAAACCAUUCCUGGAGCAGCAUUUCAUCGACAGCUACAUAGGAACCCAUCUGUGCAUCAAGUGUCUCAGAAGCAGAUUGCAGUCCUUCCUCAUCAAACCCGAGGACCAGGAGGGUAUGUAUGCUGGAAGAUAA